Messenger RNA from Pseudophryne corroboree (corroboree frog), 726 nucleotides. RefSeq names its product putative nuclease HARBI1. The record is from RefSeq and is a predicted model, not a curated record. The coding region runs from base 1 to 726 and encodes 241 amino acids. The transcript is spliced from 2 exons. Lineage: Eukaryota; Metazoa; Chordata; Amphibia; Anura; Myobatrachidae.
AUGUUGCAGGGCAAUUUUUCUAAGGUCCUGCGACGAGUGAUGAACGCUUUCAUUAGGCAAGUGAAGCAGUUCAUAUCAAUGCCUUUGGAUGCUAGUGCCCUGGCUGUGGUGAAGCGGCAAUUCCAGGAAAUGGUUAGUCGCUUCCCACACGUUAUUGGGGUUGUGGAUGGGACACAUGUAGCGAUUGGUGCACCUAAACAUAAUGAGGAAAUAUAUAUGAACAGGAAACUGUUUCACUCUCUGAAUGUCAUGGUUGUUUGUGGCCCAUCCCUCCAGAUCCUGUCCCUGAAUGCUAAGUACCCUGGAAGUGCACAUGAUGCACAUGUCAUUCGGCAAUCAGGGAUCUGGCAAAGAUUAAGAAUGAUGGAAGGACAAGACAUGUGGCUAUUGGGAGAUCGUGAAUAUCCUUGCACCCCCUGGCUCAUGACUCCUUACUGCAAACUCAGGCCAGGGCCACAGUCCGAGUUUAAUUCCAUGCUUACUGCCACUAGACAGCUGGUGGAGCGCACUAUUGGUGUUCUUAAAGGCCGCUUCCAUGUGCUCCACUGCAAUGGCGGCGACAUCAUGUAUUCGCCGGAAAUGGUGAGUAAAGUAGUGGUCCUGUGUGCCAUCCUGCAUAAUAUUGCUGUAAGGAGUCGCCUGGAGCAUCCUGAAUCUGAGGAAUUGCCCAGCGAGGAUGAGGAGCCAGGGGUUGGGCGGACAUUUUGUCAGCAAAUAUUGUGUUAA